Molecule: messenger RNA, 436 nt
Organism: Ambispora leptoticha
Lineage: Eukaryota; Fungi; Glomeromycota; Glomeromycetes; Archaeosporales; Ambisporaceae
Source: the annotation of a GenBank genome assembly
ACCGGACCUUUCAUGCGUGGUAAACGGUGUACCGAUCUUGAAUUCGAAAUAUAAACCUUUGGGAAGUACACCACUACAACGAAUGAAGGACAGACUGAAGGUGCAGUUAAGGGCUCGGAAAUCUAUUAAUCAACAAUUGCAAAGUAAGGGAGGUCCAGGCGAAGCCGUAAUACUUUUAAACGUGAUUCAAUGGAAUCUUACUCUAUGGAUCUCGAUUAUACCGUUCCUCACUACCAGGCUGGUAGUUGACAAGACCAUGAUUCCGCUUGCAGGAGUCGCGAUCCAUCAUUUGGUAUCUUUAGAGGAGCACGUUGAACGGAUCGCAAAGGAUUUUAAAUAUAGAACAUGUCGUAGUGACAUUACUACACCAACCGAACAAAUGUCUUUUAUGCGUAAAUUUCCGGACUCGCCACAAGUAAAGAAAUUGAUUCAUUAA